Messenger RNA from Ctenopharyngodon idella (grass carp), 8484 nucleotides. Its product is annotated as kinesin-like protein KIF1A. Gene Ontology annotation, molecular function: ATP hydrolysis activity; ATP binding; microtubule binding. The record is from RefSeq and is a predicted model, not a curated record. Gene Ontology annotation, biological process: microtubule-based movement; cytoskeleton-dependent intracellular transport; vesicle-mediated transport. The transcript is spliced from 49 exons. Bases 408 to 5834 code for a protein of 1808 amino acids. Lineage: Eukaryota; Metazoa; Chordata; Actinopteri; Cypriniformes; Xenocyprididae. Gene Ontology annotation, cellular component: microtubule; dendrite; axon.
UGGCUCCACCAUAAGAGCCAUUUUGUGUUAGUCUGAAGAAACGCUCUCUCUCAACACAUCCCCACAUCCAUUAACCCCUCCCUCUGCUUGGCCCUUCUUGAUGCACCACUGCGUACCAGGCCCUGCAAAACCAGACUCCCUCAGUCUGAUGGUCUUGCCAGGGGGGGCUCCACCUGCAUUGAUGUUGCUGAACUAGGGAGAGGCUGAAAGCCUAUAGGAAAAAAUAAAAAAAACAGGGUGAGGAAGAAGACGGCGGAUGGAAGCAGACUUGAUGGAAUAACCCACUGCUGUCCGCAAUCUCAACAGGAUAUUGCCAUCAGGAAUCAGUGGCAGGUGGCCUCUGAUUCCUGGCUGGGCUUCGUUGCAUCAGAUCCUGUGCAGUAGCAAAGCCCCAGCACUCAGACACCAUGGCAGGUGCCUCGGUGAAAGUAGCAGUGAGGGUCCGUCCCUUCAAUUCACGAGAGAUUGGAAAAGAUAGCAAGUGUAUUAUCCAGAUGUCAGGCAACACAACCACAAUUAUAAAUCCAAAACAGCCAAAAGAAAACAAGAGCUUCAACUUUGACUAUUCCUAUUGGUCACAUACAACGCCAGAAGAUGUGAACUAUGCAUGCCAAAAGCAGGUUUAUAAAGACAUAGGGGAGGAAAUGCUUCUGCAUGCCUUUGAGGGAUAUAACGUCUGUAUCUUUGCCUAUGGGCAAACUGGGGCUGGAAAGUCAUAUACCAUGAUGGGCAAGCAAGAGAAGGACCAAGAAGGCAUCAUCCCACUGCUAUGUGAGGACCUGUUUACCAAGAUCAGUGACAAUAAUGACAACAACAUGUCAUACUCGGUUGAGGUAAGUUACAUGGAGAUCUACUGUGAGCGUGUGCGGGACCUUCUGAACCCAAAGAACAAAGGGAAUCUGCGUGUGCGAGAGCAUCCUCUGAUGGGGCCAUAUGUGGAGGACCUAUCAAAACUGGCUGUUACUUCCUACAAUGACAUUCAGGACCUAAUGGACUCUGGAAACAAAGCCAGGACUGUGGCGGCCACCAACAUGAAUGAGACCAGCAGCCGCUCCCAUGCUGUAUUCAACAUCAUCUUCACACAGAAACGACAUGAUGGUGAGACAGAGAACACAUCUGAAAAGGUCAGCAAAAUCAGCUUGGUAGACUUGGCAGGGAGUGAGCGUGCUGAUUCUACUGGAGCUAAAGGCACUAGACUCAAGGAAGGAGCUAAUAUCAACAAAUCUUUAACAACGCUGGGCAAAGUUAUCUCUGCGUUGGCCGAAGUGGACUCUGCACCAAACAAGAACAAGAAGAAGAAGAAAGUGGAGAGCUUUAUUCCAUACAGAGAUUCAGUUCUGACAUGGCUGCUGAGGGAAAACCUUGGAGGUAACUCCCGCACUGCCAUGGUAGCAGCUCUAAGUCCUGCUGAUAUUAACUAUGAUGAGACUCUCAGCACACUCAGGUAUGCUGACCGAGCCAAGCAGAUCCGUUGCAACGCCGUCAUCAAUGAAGACCCCAACAACCGCCUGGUGCGUGAGUUGAAGGACGAGGUGGCUCGUCUGAAGGAUCUGCUCUAUGCUCAGGGUCUUGGAGACAUCAUUGAGACAUACCGGGCACAAGCUCCUGGGAUAUCUGCUCUCAAAUACUUGUCCAGUUACAAGACUAAUAUCAAUAGCAUCCAGGCUAUCAAUCAAAGGGGUGAUUUCUCCACAGUGACCAAUGCCAUGACAGGGAUGAGCCCCUCCCCCUCACUCUCUGCCCUGUCCAGCCGAGCUGGCUCCAUCAGCAGUCUGCAUGACCGGAUCAUGUUCAGCCCGGGAAGCGAGGAAGCCAUUGAGAGGCUGAAAGAAACUGAGAAGAUAAUCGCAGAACUCAAUGAAACUUGGGAAGAGAAGCUUCGCCGCACCGAGGCCAUUCGAAUGGAAAGGGAGGCACUUUUAGCUGAAAUGGGUGUGGCGAUGAGGGAAGAUGGAGGUACCGUUGGAGUCUUUUCACCAAAGAAGACUCCACACUUGGUCAACCUCAAUGAAGAUCCACUGAUGUCUGAGUGCUUAUUGUACUACAUUAAAGAUGGAAUCACCAAGGUCGGCCGUGAAGAUGCCAGCAGUCGGCAGGACAUUGUUCUGAGCGGCCAUUUCAUUAAAGAUGAACACUGUAUAUUUACAAGUAGUACAAAUGCCUCAGGAGAGGGUACGGUUGUCCUGGAGCCUUGUGAAGGAGCAGAGACUUACGUUAACGGCAAGAGAGUGACAGAGCCCACUGUUCUCAGAUCAGGUAACCGUAUCAUUAUGGGCAAGAGCCACGUGUUCCGUUUCAAUGACCCAGAGCAAGCACGGCAAGAGAGGGAGAGGACCCCAUGUGCAGACACACCUGUGGAGCCGGUGGACUGGGCCUUUGCCCAGAGAGAGCUAUUGGAGAAACAAGGCAUUGACAUGAAACAAGAGAUGGAGCAAAGGUUACAGGAGCUGGAGGACCAGUACCGCAAGGAGAGAGAAGAAGCAAGCAACCUUCUGGAACAGCAGAGACUGGACUAUGAGAGUAAGCUGGAAGCUCUUCAGAGGCAGGUCAACUCCAGAUAUUACCCAGAAACCACUGAGGAAGAGGAGGAACCAGAAGAGGAAGUGCUGUGGACAAAGCGGGAGACGGAACUGGCCCUCUGGGCUUUCCGGAAAUGGCGAUUCUAUCAGUUCACCUCUCUCAGAGACCUGCUCUGGGGAAAUGCAAUUUUCCUCAAGGAGGCUAAUGCCAUUAGUGUGGAGCUGAAGAAAAAGGUUCAGUUUCAGUUUGUGCUGUUAACGGAUACACUGUACUCCCCACUGCCCCCUGACCUCCUGCCCCCCAGCAUAGCCAAAGACAGGGAGAAAAGGCUAUUCCCUCGCACCAUUGUAGCAGUAGAGGUUCAGGACCAGAAAAAUGGUGCCACACACUACUGGACCCUGGACAAACUCAGACAAAGACUGGAUUUGAUGAGAGAAAUGUAUGACCGAGCAGCAGAGGUGCCCAGUACGGCAGUCGAGGACUGUGAUCAUAUGAUGUCCGGUGGUGACCCCUUCUAUGACCGCUUUCCAUGGUUCCGCCUGGUUGGUCGCACUCCCAUUCUCAACACGUGCAUGACCGAGCGCAUGAGUGGCCUUACCCUUUCCCCCACCCUCUCCGACCCUGACUCUGACAUAACCGAGCUUGCCGAUGAGCGGCAUUAUGGGAAAGUCGAGGUGGAGGAUGAGGAGUUGGAGGACCUGGACGAUGAGAUCUUUUUGGAGGACCCUGGCUCAGAGCUUGGGAGAGAGGAGGAGGAUGGUGUGGGGGAGCACUGCCCAGGUGUCAGCGAUGGCCAGGACCCCUUUUACGACCGCUGGCCUCUGUUCAGUUUAGUGGGAAGGGCGUUUGUGUAUCUGAGUAAUCUGCUGUACCCUGUGCCAUUAGUGCACCGUGUGGCCAUUGUAAGUGAGAAAGGCGAGGUCAAGGGUUUCCUCCGAGUAGCAGUACAAGCCAUAUCAGCUGAUGAAGAAGCUCCUGAUUAUGGCUCUGGUGUGAGACAAUCAGGAACGGCUAAGAUUUCAUUUGAGGAUCAACAAUUUGAGAAGUUCCAGACAGAAACAUGCACCGCUGGCAUGUCUCACUCAAACACAUCUCAAGAGGAGCUGCGCAUUGUAGAAGGAGAAGGACAAAACUCAGAGAUGGGGCUCAGUGCUGAUGAGGUCAACAACAACACCUGUGCAGCCUCUCCUGAAGUUCCUAACAGUCCUCUCAAGGGUCUGGAAUGUCCUCUUGAUGUGGCCCAGGAAAAAUCCUUCCAGCACUUAAAAAUAGGCAGCAACUUCACCUUCAGGGUCACAGUGCUUCAGGCCUCCAGCAUCUCUGCUGAGUAUGCAGAUAUCUUCUGCCAGUUCAACUUUAUUCACAGACAUGACGAGGCAUUUUCCACUGAGCCAUUAAAGAAUACCGGCCGAGGGCCUCCUCUGGGAUUCUACCAUGUACAGAAUAUAACUGUAGAGGUCACCAAAUCUUUUGUGGAAUACAUCAAGAGUCAGCCAAUAGUUUUUGAGGUAUUUGGCCAUUACCAAAAACAGCCCUUCCCUCCUCUCUGUAAGGACUUGAUUAGUUCAUUACGUCCAACAAGAAGGCAGUUCCCUAGGGUUAUGCCUUUGUCAAAGCCAGUGCCUGCCACAAAACUGAGCACGCUCACACGCUCCACUGCUGGCCCAUGUCACUGCAAAUAUGACCUUAUGGCAUUUUUUGAGAUCUGUGAGCUGGAGGCCAACGGAGACUAUAUCCCAGCUGUUGUUGAUCACAGGGGUGGAAUGCCCUGCCAUGGUACAUUCCUGUUGCACCAGGGCAUCCAAAGGAGAAUUACAGUCACUAUAGCCCAUGAAACCGGCAAUGAUAUUGAGUGGAAGGAGGUUAAAGAGCUCGUCAUAGGGCGCAUCCGUAACACACCCGAGGCAGAUGAGACUAUCAUCGACCCCAACAUCCUGUCCCUCAACAUCCUGUCUUCAGGCUACAUACGACCAUCUUAUGAUGACAGAGUGUCAUUGGGAAUUGACCAUAGGACAUUUUACCGCUUUGAGGCAGCAUGGGAUAGCUCCAUGCACAACUCCCUUCUGCUGAACCGUGUCACUCCAUAUGGAGAGAAAAUUUACAUCACACUCUCCGCCUAUCUUGAGAUGGAGAACUGCACUCAGCCCACUGUCAUCACUAAGGACUUUUGCAUGGUGUUCUACUCCAGAGACGCUAAACUUCCUGCGUCUCGCUCCAUUCGAAACCUUUUCAGCACUGGUGCCUUUAGGCCCUCUGAGAGUAACCGUGUGACUGGAGUGUACGAAUUAAGCCUCUGUCAUUUGGCUGACAUUGGAAGUCCUGGUAUGCAAAGGAGGCGCAGACGGGUGCUGGACACCUCAGUGGCGUAUGUGCGUGGAGAGGAGAACCUUGCAGGUUGGAGGCCCCGCAGUGACAGCCUCAUCCUGGACCACCAGUGGGAGCUAGAGAAACUUAGCCUCCUACAAGAGGUGGAGAAGACCAGGCAUUACCUUCUGCUGAGAGAGAAGCUAGAAGCAUCUCUGCUGCUGGGACAGGAUUCUUUCUGUGGCAAAGACCUGAUGGACUCACCUAAGGCCUCCAGCCCCAUGAUCAGCCCAGUAGUCAGUCUGGGUUUGGACAGUCCCAAUGAGAGGCAGAGGGAGCUGGCUGCCAAGUGUGUGCGACUGCUCAUGCACACCUUCAACAGGCAGUACAGCCAGGUGAGCAGCAGUCUCAGUGAGAGCAAGCUGUCAGAGAUGUCCGCAUCCCUUUUAAGAGACGGUUCUUCUUCACCUCUAAACACUUUGACACCCUCCUCCACCUGCCCGUCACUGGUGGACAGUCACUAUGGCAAUCCAGACCUCAGAGGAGCUGAGGCUAACUCAGGUGCCUCUAGCCCUGAUCUCGACCCCUUCAGCCCCAUAGAGAGAAAACCCAGGAGCUGCACCUUCAUCCCGAACAUCCAGGAGAUUCGUGUCAGCCCCAUUGUGUCAAAGAAAGGCUAUCUACACUUUCUUGAGCCACACACCAGUGGCUGGGUGAAGCGGUACAUUGUGGUACGGCGGCCCUACGUCUACCUGUACCGCAGUGAGAGAGACUGCGUGGAGAGAGCCGUCAUCAACCUGUCCUCUGCCCAGGUGGAGUACAGCGAAGAUCAGCAGACCAUGCUGAGGGCUCCUAACACUUUUGCAGUGUGCACUGAGCACCGGAACAUUCUCCUCCAAGCAGGCAAUGACAAAGAGAUGCAUGACUGGUUGUACGCAUUCAACCCACUGCUGGCAGGAACUAUCAGGUCUAAGCUUUCCAGAAGAAAAUCAGGACAGAUGAGGAUGUGAAACCGUUUUUUUCCUCUGGCUCAAACCAUAAAAAGGCCUACUAGGCCUUUGUGAUGUAAUUAGGUCAUGUGAUCAUAAGUGCCCUGUCCCCAUGUCAUCACAGCUGCCUCUUGCCUGCCCGUCCCAGCAUUCCCCCCUGUUCUGUCCAUGCCAACCAUAGACUGAGGGCUUGGCUUCACAGAGUGUGUUUAUGUGUGUUUCAGGCCCUAUUUAGUGUAAAUUUACAACAUUGAAAUAUAUUCAGCACUUCCCGCUAACAUAGCUAAAAGCUAGAAUGGCAAAACAGCAUCAUAGACACAGCCCUACUCUUAACGGCAUUCGUUCAUUUGUAAAUGCGACUCAAUGCUCUGUUUGUGUAUGUGCUGCUUCAGAGUAGAUGUCAAGUGCUUUUACCUGGGCUUUAGUAGUUGCCUCUUGGUUUUGAUCAUUCUGCCAUGAUCAUCGUGCUUUUCGAAGAGAUGCCUUUUUAUGCAUUGGAUGAUAGAAGAUAGAAUUGUGAUGGAUUUUAGAAUAAAAGAAGUAAUUAUUUCAACAAAAAUCAGCAUCAGAAAAGUACAAAACGUCUACCAUACAGAAGUUUAGUUUGUGUUUUACUUUCAUCUGUAAUGUCUUUUUUACAUUACAUCUUUACGUUUACUUAUUUAUUAAGCAUUGUAUGUUUUAUAAACAUAAUUUAUUAAGAGGUCACUCUUUGUAGUGCGCUACAAAAAAAUACUUUUUCACCUUGCACUUUUGAUAAUUAGCUUUAUUUACUAGGUUCAUUUUGGUUCAUUUGCACAAGAGCUCUGCUGCUAAGAGAAUCACCUUCUUUAAAGGGAUAGUUCACCAAAAAUGAAAAUUCUGUCAUCAUUUACCCUCAAGUUGUUCUAAACCUGUGUACAUUUCUUUGUUCUGCUGAUCACAAAGGAAGAUAUUUGGAAGAAUGUUUGUAACCAAGCAAAUCUCGCCCCCCCCAUUGAUUACCAUAGUAUUUUUUUCCCUAAAAUGGUAGUCAGUGGGGGCAAGAUCUGCUUGGACACAAACAUUCUUCCAAAUAUCUUCCUUUGUGUACAGAAGAAAAUAGAAAUUUAUACAGGUUUGGAACAACUUGAGGGCGAGUAAAUUAUGACAGAAUUUUCAUUUUUGAGCGAACUAUCCCUUUAAUGUUUAUUUUAAUCAACUUAUUUUGACACACAAAAUUAGAGUGCGGUGUUGCUAAAAUUCCUGUUACUGUUACACUGAACGCAAAUACAUCAGAGCACAUUAUAUCACAUAUUUCAAAUAAUAUUAUGCAGGAGGUUUAUGUUCAAAAACACUGUAUCUUGAUUGUGUAGUUUCUCUUUUGUUGCUGCUAUGUUUAGAUCAUCCCAGCCUUACAUGUUAUAAUAGAAUAUCUGUAUUCAAACCUAUUACAUGGUGUUUUCCUAGGGAGGUGACAAUGAGAUGAUGUCUUGUAAGAGAAGAUCCAGUUUUAGUGUUACAACAUCAAACAAAAAGUCUAUAAACUAAAUGUUUUGUGAUCCCCAAUAUAGAGAACAUCAUUUUUUGUUAGAUGUAUCAGCAUAUACCCAUACACCUAGUUUUUGCUCCACCCUUUGCCUUGUACGAUGAAGAUGUGUGUAUACUAAGUAUAGAAAAGUCGUGUUUCCUGUCAUGACGGCUACAUCUUAAAGAGGUAUUACCAGAGGCCGUGUUCACCGUAGCGUAUCCUGAUGAACUCCGAAAUCUCUUGUUUGGUUUGAGCUCAUGCUAUUGGUCAGUCAGCCGUUUAGUAUGUUGCUCAUGAGGAUGGAUGUUUUGCGCAAUGGGUCAGCCAACCCAAAGAGCACAAAACGUAGCAGCAGCGUUUUAGCUGAGAGAUUUGAGCGGUUCUGAUCUUUACCUCUCAAAACGGUUUCUUUAUAAGGAGCAGUAUAAGUAUGCCUUUAUAGAUUCUUACAUUGACUAUGGAUCUGAAAUGUAAAUUAGGGACAGACGAUUAAGUUUUGGACCAUAUGUUGACAGUCAUACCUCCCAGUGCCCUGAUGUUUUUUUUUGUUUGUUUGUUUUUUUAUCCAUUCCUAUCUUUGACAAUGCUAUGUAUAUGAUAGCAUGCUGUACAUAUUUAUUUAGCUUUUAAAUGAGAUGUAUCAAAUGUAUCGCAUUUACCUCCAUACAGUAUAAGAGUAGCAUUUACAUAAAAAUAAUAGAUUCAGUCGUAUUUACCGAUUUGAAGGAUCACAGUCGACUAUGAGCAUGUAGUUUUCGCAUUGACAUGAUGCCCUGAAGAACUUUGUCAACAUACAUAUAUACUGCAGAUAAACAAGAUUUUUAGGGUUUGUAGUUGAUAACGUGUCUCUCUUUUUCUCUUUCACUCUCAAUGGAACCACGUCUUUCCGAGCAUCAUUUUGAAUAAACAUCUUUCAUCCAUCCAAAUAUUCCAGAUUUAAAAAAGAGAAACUCAAUAUAGACUAAGUGUACCUACUGUAAUUGCUUCAAUAUUUCUGUUGAUUUGCUCUGUAUAUAUAAACCCAACUGUGGUCUAGUACACAGCUGUAACCACUUUAUACCAUAAUGAAUGGGCUGUAGUGUACUCAGUGCUCAAGUUCUUUGAGUGUUGGACCUGUGUCUUCUAAUGUCUGUGGACACUUAACACUUUGUCGGGUGUGAAAUAAAUGUGAAAUAUGCUCAA